AUGACGAACCAGCCACCCGGUGCCGUGUCUCCCGCAAAGGAGCCCAUUAGGGUCUUCGAGGGAGUCGUCAAACAGGUGAAUUCUGGUGAUUCUAUCACUAUCCGCGAAGAAGUAUAUAAUGGUUAUCCAAAAGAAAAACAAAUUACACUGAACAACAUCAUUGCUCCCAAAUUGGGCCGUCGUGCAGCAAAUAAUGAUCCAACUUCCAAAGGUACUGAUGAUGAGCCGUUUUCAUGGGAAGCUCGUGAAUUCCUUCGUAAAAAGCUUGUUGGAAAGAAGGUAUUUUUCAAAACUGCUGGUCAAGUAUCUGGUGGUGGAAAGACAACUCGAUACUAUGGUGACAUCUUUUACCCAACAUUGGACAACAAUAUUGUUAACGAGCUUGUUGAAAAUGGUCUAGUAACUGUUAAAAAUGUGAAGUCAAAUAACCCUACUCCUGAUGUUCAAGCCCUAGUUGAUCUUCAGAACAAAGCUAAAGCUGCGAAAGCUGGAAAAUGGGAUCCUAAUGCAAAGAACACCGCAAAGAAAAAUAAUUCAAUUGAUGAUGUUGAAGCAUUUUUGAAGAAAAAUUCUAAAAAACGUAUGAAGGCUGUUGUUGAAUCUGUCAUUGACGGGUCCACCAUCAAGCUGUUGUUGUUACCUGAAGGAAACAUGAUCACUCUUUACCUUUCGGGAAUCAAGUGUCCUCCAGAAAGUGUAGAAUUCGGAGAUGAAGCAAAAUUCUUUGUUGAAGUUCGUUUACUACAAAAGGACGUUGAGGUUACUUUGGAAGGAGUGCUUUCUAAUAAUAAAACUCCAUCUUUCUUUGGAACUAUCCAUCAUCCGGCUGGUGAAAUUGCUGUUGAAUUGGUUAAACAAGGUUUCGCUACUUGCCAAAAUCGUAGUAUGAAAUACUUAGAAGGAAGUGCUGAUAAACUAAGGGCAGCUGAAAGACAAGCCAAGGAAAAGAAAUUGAGGAAAUGGCAAUCGUACACACACACAGGGCCAGAGAUUGCAGAAAAAGAAAUAGUUGGAACUGUUAUUGAAAUUGUAAGAGAAGAAGCUUUGUUACUUAAGACUUCCCACAACGAAAAACCAAAAAAAAUAUUCUUAUCCAACAUCAAACCAGCCAGGCUAGGAGUUGAAGUACCAAGAGGUGAACCAUUUGGUGACGAUCAACCACCUGCUCCACGAGCCCCGAGGACUUUGGCUAAACAUUUUUACGAGAUCCCUUGGGCCUAUGAAGCACGUGAGUUCUUAAGAACACGUUGCAUUGGAAAGAAAGUAAAUGCUUCUGUAGAUUACAUACAACCCAAAUCAGAUAAAUUUGAAGAGAAAAUCUGCGCCACUGUUACAAUUAAUGGAAUAAACCUUGCUGAAGAAUUAGUAAAAGAAGGUUUGGCAACUGUUAUGAACAAUCCACGAGAUGAUCAAAUGUCGCAGUGUUUUGAUGACUUGAAGAAGGCAGAAGAAAUUGCCAAACAAUCUCACAAAGGACUUUACUCAAAAUCGGCUCCCCCUAAACAACGUAUCACCGAUUGUUCUAGUGCUGCGGAGUCAGCUCGUGCCAAGGCUCUUUUGCCUAGUCUCCAGCGUUUUCCAAGGUUUGAAGCUUUGGUCGAGUACGUUGCCAGUGGUUCCAGAAUGCGUCUUUACGUUCGAAGAGAGUAUUCGCUUAUUACCUUCCUUUUGGCUGGUAUUACAUGCCCGAGUGGUGAACGACCCAACCAAGGUGAAGCACCCUCAGCAGCUGAAGCAUACCAUCAAGAAGCAUUAGCGUUUACAAAGGAAAAGAUAAUGCACCGUGAAGUAGAAAUUACUGUAGAAUCCUGUAAUAAGGGUGGAAGCAUGAUUGGUUGGCUGUUCGUAGGAAAUCUUAAUCUUUCUUUGGCGCUUGUAAAAGAAGGACUGGCCAAAGUACACAGGUCGGCUGAGCGUUCAGAAUACUUCAAGCAAUUGCAACAAGCUGAAAAGGAAGCAAAGGACAAGAAAAUUAACCUAUGGAAAAAUUAUGUUGAAGAACCUGAAGAGGCCAACAAUAACACCAGCAAACCUGUUCAUGAAGAAGUGGUAAAGGAACGAAAAACCAACUAUGUUGAAGUGCUUGUAUCUGAGGUCAGUCCUGAGUUGCAUGUCUAUGUACAACCUGUAUCUGAAGGACCUAAAUUAGAAAGUCUAACUGACAACUUGAGGAAACACUUUGAUACUAAUCCUCCUAUUGCUGGUUCUUACAGUCCAAAACGAGGAGAAACGUGUGCAGCUAAGUUUAAGGAAGACCAACAGUGGUACCGCGCCAAAGUAGAAAAGGUUGCUGGCCCGAGUAUACAUGUUCUGUAUAUUGAUUAUGGUAACAGGGACAUUGUGACUGCUGAAGAGUGUGCCAAUUUGCCACCGACUUUUAAAAAUGACCGACCGUAUGCCAAAGAAUAUGGAUUUGCACUUGUGAAGCUACCUAAGUUGCCUGAAUAUCAAGAAGAUUCCAUUGCUGUUGUACGUGAUGAGUUCAUUAACAAGACAAUCAACAUCAAUGAAGAAUAUACUUACGACAAUCUUACUCACAUUACUGUGAAAGAUGCCGACAAAAAAGAGGAUCUCGUCAAGAAAUUGGUCGAAGAAGGAUUCUUAUUGGUUGAAAGACGUCGUGAAAGAUAUUUGCAAAAAUUGUUGACAGAGUACAUCGAGGCUCAAGAAAAGGCUAAGAAGGAUCGAUUACAUAUGUGGGAAUAUGGUGACAUCACAGAAGAUGACGCUAAAGAAUUUGGUUAUGCUAAAUAA
Messenger RNA from Macrosiphum euphorbiae (potato aphid), 2754 nucleotides. The record is from the annotation of a GenBank genome assembly. NCBI's taxonomy places the organism in Eukaryota, Metazoa, Arthropoda, Insecta, Hemiptera, Aphididae.